UAAAAUGGCGUCUCUACUUGGGAAGAAAGUGUUUGAAAUAAAUGGCCAGGGUCCCCCUCCGACAAAAGAUUUUUUUCAGCUCACUGUCACUAAAACUGAGGUGAUAUGGAGAUCGUGGAAGAUUUCUUUGCGGAUUGAAUUCAAGGGUGCUGCACCUGGAGAAAAUAAGAUGACCCACGAUGACUUUUUGCAUGAUGCCCGCAUGCAGCAACAGGUAGGUGUGGUGUUUGGCCAGCAGAUCCUACAGUACACCCAAGCACUGUGCCAAGGGAACUUUGACUACCUGGAGCGCCUGCCCAAUGACCUACUGCUCCAAAUCCUGGCCUUCCUGGAACUGAAAGACGUAGCACAGCUGGCACAGACCACAAAGAGGUUCCACAAGCUCUGCAACUCGCCAGAGUUCUGGGAACAGACUGUGAGGGGUCGCUGUGAUGAUCUCACACCUGACAUGGAGGCCUUAGCCAACGCCAUGGGCUGGAGGAAGAUAUUCUUUGCCUUCUUCAACACCAAAGAGCACCAGCAGUAUGCACAGGGAGGUAGCUAGACACUUAAGACAGUGUUACUCCUCUCAUAAUAAAGAUUUGAGGAAAUGUUACUUUCUCUGCCAGUAGCACAAGAGUUAUUUAUUUGAAUAGUGUGUUGUCUCUGUGUUUAAAAUGCACUAAUCGAUUGAUCUAUGUUAUGUGAAUGUGUAUUUCAGGACUUUUUUAAAUUCUCUCUGCAAAAACAAUAAGUGCCAAAAGUUGGUUUCUGUCAUUGCAUUUGUUUUAUAAUCCAGUAUGUUGUAUGCACUAUUUACAAGUAAAGCCAUAAUAUUACUGAAUUAAUGCAUGUUGCAAAGGAAUUGUUAAUGUGUUUAUUA
Molecule: messenger RNA, 862 nt
Organism: Oncorhynchus masou masou (cherry salmon)
Lineage: Eukaryota; Metazoa; Chordata; Actinopteri; Salmoniformes; Salmonidae
Gene: fbxo36a
Product: F-box protein 36a
Exons: 4
Coding region: 5-544 (179 amino acids)
Molecular function (GO): protein binding
Source: RefSeq, a predicted model, not a curated record